Molecule: messenger RNA, 1634 nt
Organism: Pungitius pungitius (ninespine stickleback)
Lineage: Eukaryota; Metazoa; Chordata; Actinopteri; Perciformes; Gasterosteidae
Product: estrogen-related receptor gamma-like
Exons: 8
Coding region: 295-1617 (440 amino acids)
Biological process (GO): regulation of transcription by RNA polymerase II; nuclear receptor-mediated steroid hormone signaling pathway
Cellular component (GO): chromatin; nucleus
Molecular function (GO): estrogen response element binding; zinc ion binding; nuclear steroid receptor activity
Source: RefSeq, a predicted model, not a curated record
CAGGACUCCCCUGUCAGCGAGAGAGAGGCAGGUAGGUAAACCCGGCACUGGAUCAGAGCGAGGGAGACGCCGGGAGGAGAGCGAGAGGGCAAGUGCGUGUGUGUGUGUGUGUGUGUUGGGCAGUGUGUGUGUGUGUGUGUGAGCCGCUGCUGCUGCUGCUGCUGCUGCAUCGCUGAGCCACAGAGACCGGAGGCGAGGAGAGCGUUUGUCCUUGAGACUGACUGACUGACUGCAGCCGUGGAGGCGAGGACGGGCCAUCCAGCCGGCGGAUGAAACUGACCAAAUCUGGGCAGGAUGUCCGUGAGGGGCCUGGACCCCACCUGUCCCUCCGCCACCAUAAAGCGUGAGCCCUCCAGCCCCAGCUCUCAGGGGGACGUCAGCCCGGCCCAGCCCAGUCCCGGCAGCUCGUCGUCGGACACCAACUCCAGCUACGGCGCCCUGCUCAAGGGCCACCACGUCCACGGCAAUGGCCUGGACUCCCCGGGCCUCUACAGCCACGCGCCGGGCUCGGCAAACGGCGCCGGGCCGAACAGGAUGUUCGCGGAGGAGGAGAACCAAGUGAAGUGCGAGUUCAUGCUGGGCUCGGUGGCCAAGCGCGUGUGCCUGGUGUGCGGCGACGUGGCCUCGGGCUACCACUACGGCGUGGCCUCCUGCGAGGCCUGCAAGGCCUUCUUCAAGAGGACCAUCCAGGGUAACAUUGAAUACAGCUGCCCGGCGUCCAACGAAUGUGAAAUCACCAAGAGGAGGAGGAAGUCCUGCCAGGCGUGUCGAUUCGUGAAGUGUCUGUCCGUGGGCAUGUUGAGAGAAGGUGUGCGUUUGGACCGCGUUCGAGGAGGCAGGCAGAAGUACAAGAGGAGAAUAGAUGCCGAGAACAGUCCGUAUCUGCACCCGCAGAGUGCCUUGCCCCAGAAGAAGACAUUCUUCGCCGGCGGCGCGGUGGAAAACAAGGUGGUGUCCCUGCUGCUGGUGGCCGAGCCGGAGGGCAUCUUCGCCAUGCCCGACCCCACGGCGCCCGAGAGCGACAUCAAGGCCCUGACCACGCUGUGCGACCUGGCCGACAGGGAGCUGGUGGUCAACAUCGGCUGGGCCAAACACAUCCCAGGCUUCCCCUCCCUCUCGCUGGCCGACCAGAUGAGUCUGCUGCAGAGCGGCUGGAUGGAGAUCCUGAUUCUCCGGGUGGUGUUCCGCUCGCUGUCCUUGGAGGACAAGCUGGUGUACGCCGAGGACUACGUGAUGGACGAGGAGCAGUCGAAGCUGGCCGGGCUGCUCGACCUCAACAACGCCAUCCUGCAGCUGGUGAAGAAGUAUAAAUCCAUGGGGCUGGAGAAGGAGGAGUUUGUGGUCCUCAAGGCCAUCGCGCUCGCUAACUCAGACUCCAUGCAAAUCGAGGACUCAGAGGCGGUUCAGAGACUCCAGGACGUCCUUCACGGGGCCCUUCAGGAGCACGAGGCCACCCGCCGCCCGGAGGACCCCCGGCGGGCGGGCAAGCUGAUCAUGACCCUCCCCCUCCUCCGCCAGACGGCGGCUCGGGCCGUCCAGCACUUCUGCAGCAUCAAACAGGACGGCCGCGUGCCCAUGCACAAACUGUUCCUCGAACUGCUGGAGGCCAAGGCCUGACCCCGGCACAGGCAGCC